AGAGUGAAAAAACAAACAAACAGCGAACGUGGAACCGGCGCCCCUCGGCCUAUAUUUAUGCGAACGGUCCUAUCUGGGCAGUAAACUGGAAAAAGGAUCGCACUUCACUCCACAGAAUCAGAGCUGGGCUUGCAGUCGGCAACUAUCGAAAUCGAUUAGGGUUUCUUUGGAGGGAAAAUGUCUCAGCCGGGGAAGUUGAUGCCAAAUCUGGAUCAGCAGAGCACUAAGGUGCUCAAUCUCACCGUGCUUCAGCGAAUGGAUCCUUUCAUCGAAGAGAUUCUGAUCACCGCCGCUCACGUCACUUUCUACGAGUUUAACAUCGAUAGCAGUCAGUGGGGCCGCAAGGAUGUCGAAGGAUCUCUGUUUGUAGUUAAGAGGAAUACUCAGCCUCGGUUCCAGUUCAUCGUGAUGAAUCGGCGAAACACAGAUAACCUGGUGGAGAAUCUGCUGGGAGAUUUUGAGUAUGAAAUUCAGGUUCCGUAUCUGCUGUAUCGUAAUGCAUCUCAAGAGGUUAAUGGGAUCUGGUUCUACAACCCGCGUGAAUGUGAAGAUGUUGCUAAUCUGUUUACUAGGAUACUCAAUGCAUACUCAAAGGUUCCUGCAAAACCUAAGGUGUCAAGCAAAACCUGUUUUAGCGAGUUUGAGGAGCUUGAAGCAGUUCCAAACAUAUCAGUGAUUGAGGGACCUCUGGAGCCGUCCUCAACUGCCAUUGUUGCAACUGAGGCUCCGGAAGACGUUUCAUUUGAGAACUUCUUUAGCGCAGCAGCAAAUAUUGGAAACUCUGCUCCCAUUAUGGCAAACUCAAGACAAAACUACCAUUCUUCUACAGCCCCAUUGAUUGCCAAUGCGAAUGUUGCUGUCACAUCCGCUUCACUGGCCCCCCAAAUGCUGCCCCUAUCUCUUUCCUCCAUCUCAAGUUCAAAGCCUGUCCAUGGCAUCCCUGAUUCAAUCAGCUCCAGUGACCGAGUCGCUAGUCUUGUGAAGCCCUCUUUAUUUUCUGUGCUACCUUCUACUUCAUCCUCACUGAUGGUACCACCAUCAGUCUCUUCAUCAUCUCUCCCUCCUGCUGUUGCUGCAAAUCCACCCAUAAACAUGCAACAACGACCAUAUGGUACCCCAAUGCUUCAACCUUUCCCCCCUCCUAACCCACCUCCAUCUCUUACUCCUACUGCUGCAGCUACACCUCUAAUCAACCGAGACAAAGUCCGUGAUGCCCUGCUGAAGCUUGUGCAGGACGAUCAAUUCAUAGACAUGUUUUAUCAAGCAUUGACCAAGGUCCAUCAUACAUGAACAUGAAGUAGCAAUGGAAGACGAGCGUGGAGUGGUGGCCGGCAGAGCAAGAAGCUUUCCCGUUUGGCGGAUCUUCCAUUCGCAGUAAAGGACGUGGGUUGUAACAUUUGGUCGUCUGUACAGGCCUUAGUUGUUAGAGCAGAGGGUGAUCGAUAGCAGUUUAACUUUGUGCAGGACAGAUACCAGCUAGCCUCCGAACAUAAGUGGUGAAAAAAGUCUGGAUUAGAAAAAAAAACAUGUUGUAAAAGUCUGUGGAAUUUCAUCAUGCGAGACCAACUUUUCGUUCUUGCUCUUGGAUGUUUACUUCAACUUGUCGUCAUUUUUUGUCUGUCUUUGUGAAAUUGCAGGCUCAUAGACU
Linum tenue is the source of this 1648-nucleotide messenger RNA. Lineage: Eukaryota; Viridiplantae; Streptophyta; Magnoliopsida; Malpighiales; Linaceae. The record is from the annotation of a GenBank genome assembly.